This is a messenger RNA of Fusarium musae, 1371 nucleotides long. RefSeq lists its product as uncharacterized. The record is from RefSeq and is a predicted model, not a curated record. Gene Ontology annotation, molecular function: metal ion binding. The transcript has 2 exons. The coding region runs from base 1 to 1371 and encodes 456 amino acids. Gene Ontology annotation, cellular component: nucleus. NCBI's taxonomy places the organism in Eukaryota, Fungi, Ascomycota, Sordariomycetes, Hypocreales, Nectriaceae.
AUGUCAGAAGAAGAACGAGAACUCCUGGCUCGUAUCAGUCAAGUCGCGGAAAACUCCUAUCGACAUGCGAGCUCACCGUACCCAGCUCGCCAUAAUAGAAUUGGCCGCCACCCCACGGCGCACCACCACCGGACCCUUCACUUGAAUGGCGACAACUCAACUGCUUCUCGUUCUGCCAGUAGUGGUGCUGAAACACCCCCUGGUUGGGUUUCCAGAACCGAUCGCCACCGUCAACUUAUUAACGCCAACGUUUACGAGAAAGAAACCCAGAAUCGCGCCAAGGCCAUCGAAGAAACACGCCAGAGAAAGAUCAGCGGACGCCGGCAGCGCGAGAAGGCUCAGUUCGACGAGUUUCUGAAGCAUCAAGCUAUCGCUUCGAGCGCGCAGACUAACCCCGCAGACCGCAAUGUGCUCACCAUCGAAGGUGUUCAAUUCCGCGUCAUCGACGGUGGCAAGAAGCUCGUCAAGAUUCCUGGUGCGUGCAAACUUAGGUGUGACUCUGGCGCUUGUGCCUUACCCGCUGCAGGUGCCCUCAACUCCUCCUUGCGAACUCCAAAGUUCACCACUGUUGCUGGAGUUAAGUUUUACCGAACAAAGACAGGAAACCUCGUUGCGAACAGAUUCGUUAACGACCAGCGGUACGAAGUUCCUUUCAAUGAGACGAAUUUGCUGACAGGGUUAAGGCGAACCGGCAGGGUCAAGAAGAUAAAUCAACUCUGUAAAAUCUUCUCAACGACUGGUAAUUUCUCAUCCCCAGGCUGGAGUGCUUCUCAUCUCCUUCACCUGGACCGGCCCAGUGGCCAUGGGGCGAAACUGACGAGUAUUUUGCACAUAGGUUCAUGCACCAAAGGCCCUCGGUGCCGCUACAUGCACGACCCGAACAAAGUGGCACUAUGUAAAGAUAUACUGAAAGAUGGGCAAUGUGUCAGCGGCGAGUCUUGUGACCUCUCCCAUGACAUGACUCCUGAGCGCACCCCCAACUGUUUGCAUUUUGCCAAAGGCCACUGUGCCAAGGCUGACUGUCCCUAUACUCACUCUAAAGCGUCGCCAGCCGCCCCAGUUUGUCGCAAUUUUGGUUUCAACGGAUACUGCGAGAAAGGAGCAGAGUGUACUGACCGGCACGUUUUUGAGUGUCCUGACUUUAGCAAUACUGGCCGCUGUAAGGUCAAGGGAUGUAAGCUCCCACACCGUGAGAGGGCAAGCGUCCUUCGAAACAAAACCAAUGCCGCUGGCGAGCCUCUUGGAGACAUUUCAAGUGAUGACGAAGCUGCUGAUUCCGACGAUGUUGAUUCAGAUGAAGUUGCCGAGUUCAUUGAUGCAGACUCGGACCUUUCCGAUUUUGAAGAACACAAGGACUUCCUAUCGAUCUAG